Molecule: messenger RNA, 5733 nt
Organism: Clarias gariepinus (North African catfish)
Lineage: Eukaryota; Metazoa; Chordata; Actinopteri; Siluriformes; Clariidae
Product: ephrin type-A receptor 5
Exons: 17
Coding region: 183-3146 (987 amino acids)
Biological process (GO): protein phosphorylation; axon guidance; cell surface receptor protein tyrosine kinase signaling pathway
Cellular component (GO): plasma membrane; neuron projection
Molecular function (GO): ATP binding; transmembrane-ephrin receptor activity; protein binding
Source: RefSeq, a predicted model, not a curated record
GUUCCUUGUCCAUAGCUCCGCGACUGGCGCGCGCCGCUCAAAUGCCACUUGAUUCCGCCGUCAUUAGCGCUGAUAGCGACGCUCUCAUGUCUCCGGCUCGGACCGCGGGACGGAUUUAGUACUGAGUCUGAAUUUCAGUACAGUCGUUUAAAACGUUUAUUUUUUCCCCGCUCCUCGUCAGUAUGGUUUCGCGGUGGAGUUGUGUCUCUGUUAAAACAACAUGUCUUUUCUUUUUCGGCUUUGCUGUUAUUACCGCGCAGGGGGCACCGAGCAACGAAGUGAACCUGCUGGACUCGCGCUCUAUUAUGGGUGACCUCGGAUGGAUAGCCUACCCGAAGAACGGGUGGGAAGAAAUCGGAGAGGUGGAUGAGAACUAUGCUCCAAUUCACACGUAUCAGGUGUGCAGAGUGAUGGAGCACAACCAGAACAACUGGCUUCAGACGAGCUGGAUCCCAAACGAAGGCGCUCAGCGAGUGUUCGUGGAGCUCAAGUUCACCCUGAGGGACUGUAACAGCCUGCCCGGCGGCUUAGGCACCUGCAAAGAGACUUUCAACGUCUACUACUACGAGUCGAACGACGACGAGGACAGGAACAUCCGCGAAAGCCAGUACACCAAAAUCGACACCAUCGCGGCUGACGAGAGCUUCACUGAGCUGGAUCUGGGUGACCGAGUGAUGAAACUCAACACCGAAGUAAGAGAUGUCGGCCCUCUCACUAAGAAAGGCUUCUACCUGGCCUUCCAAGACCUGGGAGCCUGCAUCGCCCUAGUGUCUGUACGGGUCUUUUACAAAAAGUGUCCCAGCGUGGUGAAGAACCUGGCCGUCUUCCCAGAUACCAUCACCGGGUCCGACUCUUCUCAGCUUCUGGAAGUGUCUGGGACCUGCGUCAAUAACUCGGUGGCCGAGGAGCUUCCCAGAAUGCACUGCAGCGCCGAGGGGGAGUGGCUGGUGCCCAUCGGGAGGUGCAUGUGCCAAGCAGGCCACGAGGAAGUUAAUGGUUCCUGUCAAGUGUGUAAGCCUGGGUUCUACAGAUCUGCUCUGCAGACUAGGACAUGCAGUAAGUGUCCUCCUCACAGCUUCACCAAAACAGAGGGCUCCACUUCCUGUCAGUGUGAGCACGGCUACUACAGGAAGGACACGGACCCGACCAACAUGGCCUGCACAAAGCCUCCUUCAGCCCCACGCAGCGCCAUUUCAAAUGUAAACGAGACAAGUGUGUUGCUGGAGUGGAGCGCCCCGGAGGAGACGGGUGGCAGGAAGGAUGUGACCUACAGCGUGGUCUGUAGGAAGAUGAGCGCCGAGUCGAGACAGCACGAGCCGUGUGGCAGCCACGUCCGCUACCUUCCCCAGCGCACUGGCCUGAGCAACACGUCAGUCAUGGUGCUCGACCUGCUCGCUCACACAAACUACACCUUUGAGGUGGAGGCUGUGAACGGUGUCUCCGAGCUCACCAAACCACUGCGGCAGUACGUUUCUCUUAACGUCACAACCAACCAGGCUGCUCCAUCUCCCAUCACUGUGGUGAAGAGAGGGAAGACAGCGAAGAACAGCAUCUCUGUCUCCUGGCAGGAACCAGACCGAACCAACGGCAUCAUCCUGGAGUACGAGAUCAAGUACUUUGAGAAGGAUCAGGAGACCAGUUACACCAUCGUUAAGUCAAAAGAGACAGAGGUGGUGGUGGAUGGGCUGAAGCCAUCUUCAGCGUACAUUUUCCAGAUCAGAGCUCGCACCUCGGCUGGCUACGGAGGCUUUAGUCGACGCUUUGAGUUCGAAACCGGUCCCUACUUGUCCGCCUCCAGAGAUCAGGGCCGUGUGCCCGUCAUCGCCGUGGCUGUCACACUGGGCAUCAUCCUCCUGGCACUGAUCACCGGCUUUUUGCUCAGUGGAAGACGCUGUGGCUACAGUAAAGCAAAGCAGGAUCCCGAUGAGGAGAAAAUGCACUUCCACAAUGGCCACAUCAAAUUCCCUGGAGUGCGUACGUACAUCGAUCCUCACACCUACGAAGAUCCCAACCAAGCUGUCCACGAGUUUGCUAAGGAGAUUGAUGUCUCCUGCAUUACAAUAGAGCGUGUGAUAGGAGCUGGUGAGUUUGGAGAGGUGUGCAGUGGGCCACUGAGACUGCCAGGGAAAAGAGAGAUCGUGGUGGCUAUUAAAACGUUGAAAGCAGGGUACACUGAAAAGCAAAGACGAGACUUCCUGGCCGAGGCCAGCAUCAUGGGCCAGUUUGAUCACCCUAACAUCAUCCACCUGGAGGGCGUGGUCACGAAAAGCAAGCCAGUGAUGAUCAUUACAGAGUACAUGGAGAACGGAUCUCUUGACACUUUUUUAAAGAAGAAUGAUGGGCAGUUUACAGUGAUCCAGCUGGUUGGCAUGCUGCGUGGCAUUGCCUCGGGCAUGCGCUACCUCUCCGACAUGGGCUACGUGCACCGCGACCUGGCCGCCCGCAACAUCUUGGUUAACAGCAACCUGGUGUGUAAGGUGUCCGACUUCGGCCUGUCUCGAGUGCUAGAAGACGACCCGGAGGCGGCCUACACCACCCGCGGAGGGAAGAUUCCCAUCAGAUGGACAGCACCAGAGGCGAUCUCUUACAGGAAGUUCACCUCAGCCAGCGACGUCUGGAGCUAUGGGAUAGUCAUGUGGGAGGUGAUGUCAUACGGUGAAAGACCUUACUGGGAGAUGAGCAAUCAAGACGUGAUAAAGGCUGUAGAGGAGAGCUACAGGCUGCCGGGCCCUAUGGACUGCCCCACAGCUCUCUACCACCUCAUGAUGGACUGCUGGCAGAAGGACAGGAACAGCCGGCCCAAGUUUGAUGAGAUAGUGAGCCUCCUAGACAAGCUCAUACGCAACCCAAGCAGUCUGAAAAGCCUUGUCAAUCCCUCUAACAGGGUGUCCAAUUUAUUAGUGGAGCAUGGCAGUGCAGAGCUUUGUGCAUUCAGCUCUGUAGGGGAAUGGUUAGAUGCCAUAAAAAUGGGUCGAUACACAGAGCUUUUCAUGGAAAGUGGAUACACUUCAUUGGAUGUAGUCACUCAGAUGACCUUAGAAGAUGUAAGGAGGGUUGGAGUCACUCUGGCUGGGCACCAGAAAAAGAUCCUCAACAGCAUCCAGGAGAUGCGAGUCCAGAUGACGAAUGCCACUAUUCCCGUCUGAGGCAGCUCUUAGAGCUGGAGAUCUACAGUAGUAGCCUAGCACUUUUUCACCAGGGACACUUAUUUAUUGAAUAUGGAACUACUAAACUCUUAAAGGGAAACAACUCGAUAUUCCUGCAGAGCAAAAUGAGGAUCGAUUCAGUGACUGGACAGAGUUGCAAACAGUGUGUGUGUGCGUGUGUGUGUGUGCGCGUGUGUGUGCGUGUGUGUUUAUGCACAGCUCGUCAGCCUCUUGACAGCUCUGACAGGACCGAGUCAGACGUGUUGGCAAUGAAACAUUUGGAAAAGUGUGGCACAUUUCCAGGUAGGACCACUGAGCGGCUGGUGGGAGUCUCCGGGCUGAAUGUAUAGCACUUUUUCAAAACCUCAUGCAACGAUAUUAUUACCUCCAGAAAUCCACAAACUCUCCAGUCUACCUACGAUGACAGAUGUUAUUCCACAAGUUCACUCGGAGGAAAGGUCAUGCAGUAAGACUUGCACCAUAUCAAUCGGCGAAGGAAGAAGCGGCUGUGUAUUACAAAGCAAUAUUAGAUUUCAUGCUUGAUACCGAUUUCAUUUUCUUUUUGGAUGCGGACGAAGAAAUGGUUGCAUAUGUACAGUUUCCAUUUGCACAGUACGUGUCUUAAUCCAGGGGGAAAAUGCAUUUAAAAAAGUAUUAGGCUUCAAAAACAAAUAUUUGGCACCAGUUACGGUAAAGUUGUAUGUGUAAAUAGUGUACAGUUAGCUAAAGCAAUUCGUUCAUGUGGGGUUCAUAUACUUUUAGCUGGAAAACAUUAGUAAUAAGAUGUUGACAUAAAAAUAAGAAAUGUUUAUAGUGCUUUUGAGUAACAGCAGGUCAUUUUACAUUCGAUGUAUGAAUUCUACAAGUGGCUUUGUGCUAUUGACUUCUAUUUAUUUAAUUCAACCCAAACUUAACUAGCAUAUGAUUUUACUACUGUUUCUCUGCAGUUCAUAACAAAUAAUAUAAUUAUACAGGGGAAAAAUAAACAGUAGCUCUGAGUGUCUUUAUGAACUUGAGUUAUCGAGGUCAGUAUUCUCCCUGAAUGUCAGUACAGAUAAACAGCUCCUCUAUAGCCGCUCAUGAUUAUUUUCCACUUUUACGGUCAUUAUACAGUAAGAUCUUUGCUAGAGGAAACUGUAGUCAAACCAAAGCAUCACAUGAGCAGCAUAGAUUAAUGAGGUAAUGUUUACUGUAACAAGUGCCGUGUGCUUUGUGGCAUGAGCACACCGGUCAGUCGAGGAACGAGGACCACGCAGGUUCAAACCGCUUAGUGUGAAGUUUCGCUUGUAUUAUAAACGGCGCCGAGACUCAGCAAGCACACAGACAUUAUUCGUCUCAUCUUCCAUUUAGUUUCUAAGUGCUUCCACUUAUUUAGCAGUUAGCAUAAACUAUUUUUUUAUGCUAACUGAAUGUUCUGGGUCGAGUCCCAUCAGUUAAGACAAAAUAGUUUCUCAGUUUAUGAUUAUGUAACACAUUUUCCCAAAAACUAAUAAGGCAGAACAAACCCUUUCAGUUGUGUGGUGCAUUCGCGCACAACCGAAAGGCAUUCGAAUCACUUGUAAGGUGAUUUUUCAUUACGAAUAUUGCGUUAUUUAGUAUUACACAUGGAGCUUAACUGUUGAUGUUUUUGCAAAGAUUGUUAAAAAAGGGAUAUGAAGGAGAACUAACCGAACAUCAGCACACACUACAGAUGAUUUAUAAAAAUACAUUAAUGUCUGCGAACUAUUACGCGAAGUUUGCUGUUCUUUUUUUUUUUUUUCCUGUUGUCAGCACCUUAGACAACCUCUCUACUGAUAGUUCAUUUGUACUGAAUAUUCACUCUUUAACCAGCAGCAUGUUCUGCUAAGUGUUUUUAUUCAAGUUGUAUUUUUUAACCUCAAAUUAAAACUAGUUUUAUUACAACAAAAAAGGGCCAAGGAUAAAUUAAGCAAUCCUUUAUUUCUAAAGUGACCUUUAAUUUCUGUAUUUUUGGACUGAUCUUGUUCUUAGAUUUAAUCCUAAUUAGACGUUAAAGCACAGGUAAAUCAUUAAACAUGCAAUUUUAACACAGUUUUCCUGAAAGAAGAACAUGAACUAUAUGCACACUAUACGCCUCUCUCACAAUGAAAGACCGUUUCUGAAUUUUAAAUUGGCGUACAGCAGAUGUAGUUUUAAAACAUGAUCUGCAAGAUCUCAACACGGAUGAGAAUUACCUCAUACCAUCAACAAGACAAACCUUUUUAAUUGCUGAAAAGCCUGACAGAUCCUACCAUCUGAUCACUGAAAAUGUGACUCAAACCACAUUGAGGGUUUUACAGAACGCCACGGGGCCUCUUGAGAUCUUCCUUAUUAACACCGGCAUGUAGGAGAGAAACAUUGGAACAGGCAUGAAAAGAAAAUGUGCAUGAUAUUAAGGUGAGGUUUGCUCAAACGUUAUUUUCUAAGCAUAAAUAUGUUUUAUCCUGUCAUAAGCCACAAAUAUUUUAGGAUCAGAAUUGUUUUGAGGGAAAAAAAAGUUACAAGCACAGAAAAAAUGUUGUGUUGCUGUUGUGAUUAUUUGUCUACGCCCUUUUAUUGUGCGUUUUGUUUGUGUAAAUGUCUUUUGUAG